Cyprinus carpio (common carp) is the source of this 1570-nucleotide messenger RNA. Its product is annotated as urocortin-3-like. Gene Ontology annotation, cellular component: extracellular region. Gene Ontology annotation, biological process: digestion; hormone-mediated signaling pathway; cellular response to nutrient levels. Gene Ontology annotation, molecular function: hormone activity; corticotropin-releasing hormone receptor 2 binding. The record is from RefSeq and is a predicted model, not a curated record. NCBI's taxonomy places the organism in Eukaryota, Metazoa, Chordata, Actinopteri, Cypriniformes, Cyprinidae.
CAUCAAUCACCUCCUCAUUUCACUGGGAGGAUCCCAAUAAAUGACGUUAUUGCUGGCGUACGACUUCAGCGUAAUUGGGUUUAUACUAAAUGAAUGCACAUCCAAUGGGCAAACAGUCCAAGUGGAUAUUAUGAGCAGCCAGGGAGAUAUCAAACCCACUAAAUCACUCUGAUUCAAUGCGACAUUGACACUGAGUUGUUGACUUGCUUGCCUUUUUAAUAACACUUUGGAUUCACGAUCCAAAAGUUCUGGUUGACCUAACAGUGCUUCACUUCAGAAGACUCUUCUCAUUGAAACAGUGCAGGGCAAAACGAUGUGGCUCGCCCGGACCCUCCUCGCUCUGGCACUUCUUUGCGCACCGGUUUCCAGCCUCUGCUUACCGACGUACGACCCCGUGUCCAACUUUCUUUGCAACAGUGAAGUGUUCCCCGAGACGGAUGAUAACGGGCAACCAGCAAACUCCCUGCUGGACAGUCUAAACCUCCUGUACAAAUCGGCACAAGCGCUCUCCUCCGAGGAGCCGCGCGAGAGGAGGACGAUACCCGCGUCCAAAUACAGAUACCUGAGCCAGACGCAGCUCAGGAGUAAACUGUACCGUAACAGUGCGAAGAGCGACCGACGCAGCCAGGUCACUCUAUCCCUCGAUGUCCCCACCAACAUUAUGAACAUCCUCUUCAACAUUGCCAAAGCCAAGAACCUGCGCGCAAAGGCGGACGACAACGCGCGCUUGCUGGCGCAGAUUGGAAAGAGAAAGUGAACUCUCAUUUGACUUUAACAUUUUUUUUGUAACCAACUGAGGCAUGUUAUCUCUAAUAUAAUAAUGUAAUAAAAGUUGUUUUUUUUCUCCAGUUGCAUAACAAAUUAGCAAUACUGAAAAUUAAUGGAACGUAUUAACAAAUGGGUUUUGAUUUAAAAACAUAAUGGUUUGGUCAUGUUAGGCUUGUCACGUUUGUUAUUUAAUGCUGUUUUACAGAAAAUUGUUUCAAAUGGGCUUAGCCUACCUACGCAGUGAGACCUGUUUUUAUACAGUCUAUGGGUGAGACUCAAAUGGCAGUUGUCAACAAGAUUGUUUGGUCAGUUUCUAAGCUCAAGCUUUAAAGAGACAUAAUGAUUGGGGUAUAUGUCUCAGCCCACGACAUAUUUUGCAAUGCUCCUACACCUCUCCCUUUUCAUUAACACGAUUUGUCUGUACAUCUCAGAUGAAAGUUGACCUGAUUAGUAAUAAACAGUUACUGCUCUAUAAGAUACACGACUGGAUGGUUACAGAUAUGAAAACUUCUGAAAACUUUGGGUUGAUAAAUCCGACAGUCGAAUAUUUUUGUAUUGAAAACAAUUAUUUUAUCGUUUAAUAAAUAAAUAAUUGCAAAUGUAACAAAGCGUCCAUUCGAAGGUAAUUGUUUCGAGACGUGAGAAUCUCUCUCUCUCGCUCUCUCUCUCUCUCUCUCUCUCUAAACUUUUCGCAGCUACAUUCAAUACUAGUCAAUGCAAUAAUUAUCGAGAAGUCUAUUCAUGUUGAAUAGUGUUGAAUAAUUAAAAAUACACUUAAUCACUUUUUUUUCAGAUAUAAUCA